AUGUCAUUUUUAUUUGACUGGAUCUACAAAGGCUUUAGUAGUGUUUUACAGUUCUUAGGUAAGUUCUGUCUACUGAAAUGUCACAACUUAAAAGAAUAAGACGACACUUUUACUAUUUUAAAAGAAUAGAAGCAACAGAACCAUUUAUAUUCGUGAUAUGAUUUUUAUAUUAUAUGGAGUAUAUUCUUAUAUUCUUAUGGGAUUGAGUGGCCCUCAAAAAUGUGGAUUAUUUCUAAUCAUUUGUGAAAUGUUUUUUUGCAGGUCUUUACAAGAAGAGUGGGAAGCUGGUUUUCCUGGGACUGGACAACGCUGGUAAAACAACCCUUCUGCACAUGUUGAAAGAUGACCGACUGGGCCAGCAUGUACCAACACUGCACCCCAGUAAGUUAUUGUAGAGAAGAGUGUGCUCGUUUUUAAAAGAAUAAAUUCUGUUAAAUAUGAAAUACAAGUUAAUUAAGCAGUUAAUGAACACAACAUUACUAAUUGCAUCCUUUUUCUGCGCUACCUGUUAAAAGAAUUACCUGAUGUGUUGGACUGAGAUAAACAUUUUUGAUGGAUAGUGUCGUGCUGUGAUUUCCUUUGUAAUUUUAAGCACCUUUAAUUCUCAGUGAACAGACUACAAAUCAUAUCAUUUAAAAAUAAUUUGACAUUUUUCUACAGCAUCUGAAGAGCUCACAAUCGGAGGGAUGACAUUUACAACAUUUGACCUGGGAGGGCAUGUGCAAGGUGAGAACACCUCAGAAACAGUUCAGUCAUCACCUCUUUUUCAAUGAUUUUUAAAGCUCAUUUUUUCUUUAAUCAACUUCCUCCACAUAAGCUUACGACAGCAGAGACCAGCUGACCAGUUACAGUCCUCAUGUCUGCCACAUGGUGUCUCUGCAGCUGUUUGUAGUGCCCAUAUGCAGUAUUAAAUCAGCUCUAAUGCAACUGUUGAACUUAAGGUGUUUAGCAUAUUGAAUGAAAAUUUUUAAAAAAUCUAGCCAGAGCUGAAAACAAAGAGAUAAAGUUGGCAACUGGUGUUUCCUUGGAAACUCAAAAAAUAAAAAAAAUCCACAUAGGUAUUUUCACAAGCUUGAUUGGAGCUCCUCUGAAUACUGUCAGGGAGUGUUUAGUCGCUUGAUUGACAGCACCCACAGUUUUCUUUUGGUGUUUUUGCACUUGCCAAGGCUGAACAGUUUACUCUUUGUUUUCAGUCAGAUUGGAUUUAUGGGCACACACUGAGUAAAGCAUAUUUAGUGAAAUAUACAUCUAUGUGACUAUUAUACUCCUUUAUAUUUGAAAACAAAGAUGAUAAAGAAGAAAUUUACACCGAAGAGAACUAAUUCACUCGCUGUUUUCCCUUUUUACGACAGCUCGAAGGGUGUGGAAGAAUUACCUCCCGGCUGUGAAUGGAGUUGUGUUUCUCGUAGACUGCGCGGAUCACGACAGGCUCACAGAAUCCAAGACUGAACUCGAUGUAAGAUUAAACAUCACAGUUACAAGCUGUUUGCUGCGUGCGCCACUGCCUGUUGUCUGUCAACACUAGAUUGAUGACACUGAUUUUGUUUUCCAGGCUCUCCUAGGAGAUGAGACUAUAGUGAACGUGCCAGUGUUGGUGUUGGGUAAUAAGAUUGACCGUCCUGAGGCCAUCAGUGAGGGAGGACUGAGGGGAGCCUUUGCUCUUGAUGGUCAAGUAACAGGAAAGGUAGAGCUGUUCUCCGGGGGACCUUUAAUUAUAGACUAAUGAAAUUACCCAAGCGUAAAGGAACAUGUCCCUUUGCAUGAUGACUGUGGUCUCAUUCAUCUGUCUUGUUGUCAACAGGGAAAUGUCUCUUUGAAGGAACUGAACGCCCGCCCGCUGGAGAUUUUCAUGUGCAGCGUGUUGAAAAAACAAGGCUACGGGGAGGGUUUCAGAUGGUUAUCACAGUACAUUGACUGA
This is a messenger RNA of Xyrichtys novacula (pearly razorfish), 1918 nucleotides long. NCBI's taxonomy places the organism in Eukaryota, Metazoa, Chordata, Actinopteri, Labriformes, Labridae. The record is from the annotation of a GenBank genome assembly.